Paramisgurnus dabryanus is the source of this 1565-nucleotide messenger RNA. Lineage: Eukaryota; Metazoa; Chordata; Actinopteri; Cypriniformes; Cobitidae. The record is from RefSeq and is a predicted model, not a curated record.
UAAUGGUUUUCAUACGGUUUAUAUCCAGUCCCAAAGAACUCUCAUCCCUCUGUUGGUUGUAAAACUAUUGUCAGGGUAGGGAAUUAUGGGGCAGAGAAGGAAAGUUUUAUGCUUCCCUUGGUCGGUGUCGUUUCUCUUGCAAAUGAGUAUCUUGAUGAUGGUGCAGAUGUUCUGUAAUGAGGGUCAUUAGGUGUAAGAAUAAGAAUGGGAUGAACUGGCAGGGCUCUAGGCGCCUCAUUAUGCAGACACAUUUUAAAAGGUCGAUGGGGGUGCGAAUGGCCGCUUAAGGGUCCCGAACACAAAACCAGGGGGAGGAGAGUCAAAAGAAGCCAGAAUUCAAAUUGCACAGCUUAUUGUCAGAGCAGGAGGAUUUAACCUCGGAGAGGUAAGGAUAUCAGGAGCGCAACGCCGUCAGCGGAGUUAUUUGGACACUUGGAGAUGGCCGCGAUUACGCACGCACGGAUUUCACUGCUGAUCCUCGCUUUCUUGGCUUUAACCGUAGGAGUACAAUGUCGAUCUUUGCGUAAGCAGAUUCGUAAAGUGACGUCGUUUCAAGGAGAGCGUAAAAUCCGUAUUGUUAACCAGAGACGGAUCCGUCGAGAGCCGGGGUCCGAACGCGACCAGUGCGCCCUCCUGAGCGCGCCCUGGACGGAGAGCACCGCUCCUUUUGGGGACUGGGGUCAAAUGUAUCGCCUGAAGAUAUUAUCGACGAUGGGUGAUGGUCCACGUCGUGCCGUUUUCCCAGAACCACCCCUCUUUCAGUUCGUUAGACGGGUUUAUCGUUGUUGUCAAGUUGGAUACCACUGUGGAAGUGUCAAAGGGAUACAAGGACGAAAACCUGACUCCAACAUUGAGUUUCUGCUUGGGGUGGAUGUGUUGUCAGCACCUUUGGAGCGUGCAGAAGUUCAUUUCCAAUUUUCUAAUCCCCAACACCUUAACAUCCUCCCUGUGCUUCCCUCUUUGGAGAAACGAGGGUUCCCUACCAGGUACAACGUCUGGUUGCGUGGUGGUGUGGUAGAGCUGAGAGUAGAUCUGCUUGCCCUCUUCCAGGCACUGCAGCUGGCUAUCGGAGGAGUCAAGAGAGGCCCAAGCCUGAUGGAAAUGCAUCGGGUGAGGGGUUUGACCAGACCAGGGGUCCUUGACCAAAAGGAAAUCCCCCCAGCCCCUCAAGACACAGCGACCGUAUUGAAGGGGGAGGUGAAUGAAGACAUGGACGGUGCUGCCCCCCAGCAGCUGGCUUUAGAGCUUGGACUGGCAUUACACUGCAGCCUAGAGAACAAUAUCACACAGCCCUGUCAAAAUUAUGGUGUGCAUUUAACACAUGCACCCUUUAUUGCUCUGACGUACAGAUAGCAAUAUCUUGAACAGCGUCUUGGGGGAUGCAUUUAAAAACUGUAACUGUGUCCAACCAAAUACUGUCAAUCUGUGGCCCCCCUCCCCAUCAUGAGUUCUUUGUGGCCAUAAAGUCUAUGUCCAUUCAGUCCACUAACACCUGGUGUGAAUGUUCCCUGGAUGGUUCGCUAUUUCAGGAAUUGCUAAUGAUUCCCAUUGUUUUGCGACAAAGG